ACAAGCAAGAAACACUAAUCUUUCCAGAAAACAAAGAUCGAAUCUCGACCGUACGAUCAGAUGGCAGAGGUGCAAGCUCGACCGCAAGAAAUGAGCAGCAGCUGGGAGCAGCAGCCCAAGUCACGGCAGAUGGUGAAGGUGGCGACGGCGGUGACGGCCGGCGGGUCACUGCUCGUACUCUCCGGCCUGACACUCGCCGGAACGGUGAUCGCUCUGACGGUGGCGACGCCUUUGCUCGUGAUCUUCAGCCCCGUCCUCGUCCCCGCCGUCAUCACCGUCGCCCUCCUCAUCACCGGCUUCCUCUCCUCCGGCGGAUUCGGCAUCGCCGCCAUUACCGUCUUCUCCUGGAUCUACAGGUACGUGACGGGGAAGCACCCACCGGGGGCGGACAAGCUGGACAGUGCAAGGAUGAAGCUGGCGAGCAAAGCGCAGGAUCUUAAAGACAGAGCUCAGCAGUUCGGACAGCAACACUCUGCCACUCACCAGACUUCUUAGAUCACUCUCUCUCUCUCUCCAUGCAUGCAUGCAUUCUGUGUUCUUGACGAGAGAUCUUCGGACAAGAUAGAAAAAUGUCUGUUUUUUUUUUUUUGGUUUUCUCUGUUGUAAAUAGGUAAAAACCAUAUCGAGUGUUCUUUGUUUUGUUGGUGAAUGAAUGAAUGAAUGAAUAAACGUCUCUUUCUUUUGCAA
Messenger RNA from Tarenaya hassleriana, 687 nucleotides. Its product is annotated as oleosin 18.5 kDa-like. The coding region runs from base 61 to 495 and encodes 144 amino acids. Gene Ontology annotation, biological process: sexual reproduction; lipid storage. The transcript has 2 exons. Gene Ontology annotation, cellular component: extracellular region; monolayer-surrounded lipid storage body; membrane. NCBI's taxonomy places the organism in Eukaryota, Viridiplantae, Streptophyta, Magnoliopsida, Brassicales, Cleomaceae. The record is from RefSeq and is a predicted model, not a curated record.